This is a messenger RNA of Cutaneotrichosporon cavernicola, 1440 nucleotides long. RefSeq lists its product as uncharacterized. NCBI's taxonomy places the organism in Eukaryota, Fungi, Basidiomycota, Tremellomycetes, Trichosporonales, Trichosporonaceae. Gene Ontology annotation, molecular function: L-amino acid transmembrane transporter activity. Gene Ontology annotation, biological process: amino acid transmembrane transport. The transcript is spliced from 6 exons. The coding region runs from base 1 to 1440 and encodes 479 amino acids. The record is from RefSeq and is a predicted model, not a curated record.
AUGUCCUCUGAGAAGUUUGGCGACAAGUUUCCACAUGGAGGCCACUCCGAGUUGGAAGGAGGCCACAAGCAAGCCCCAACCUACGAUGCCGAGGUGACGCCCGCGGGCGAGCAGACCGUGCACGAUGCCGUUUUCGGCGAGCUGGAAGAGGGAGGCCCCGACUACCGCGGUGUCGGCUCGAUGGGUGGUUUCAUUCUCAUGACCAAGGCCAACCUUGGUCUCGGUGUGCUCGCCCUCCCUUCCGUCUUUGGUGUCCUCGGUCUCGUCCCCGGCAUUCUCAUCAUCUUUCUCGUCCAGUCCAUGAUUGCUUACUGCGGCCUCGCCAUCGGCCAGUUCAAGGUCAACCACCCUGAAGUCUACGGUCUCUCCGACGCUGGUCGCGUUAUCGGUGGCCGUUUCGGAAGGGAAUUCUUCUACUAUGUCUUCCAGCUUUUCAUGCUCUUCAUUAUCGGCUCCGCCCUUGUCGGCAUUUCGACGGCGCUCAACGCCGUCUCGGCCCACGGCACCUGCACGGCCGUCUUUGUCGCCGUCGCUGCGGUCGCCGGCUUCCUCUUCGGCUCCAUCCGCACCCUCUCAAAGGUCACUUGGAUCGGUUGGGUCGGCCUCUUCUCCAUCAUGGCGUCGAUCAUUACUCUCACUGUCGCUGUCGGUGUUCAGGACCGCCCCAGCGAGGCGCCCCAGACCGGCCCUUGGGACAAGGACAUCCAGAUUUUCGCCCACCCCACUAUGGCCGAAGCCAUGAGUGCGAUUAACGGUAUCGUCUUCUCUUACGGCGCUACCCCCAUGUACUUUGGCAUCGUUUCCGAGAUGAAGAACCCCAAGGUCUACGCCCGCUCGAUGGUUUCCUCUGUUUUCUUCCUCACUGCCGUCUACCUCAUUAUCGGCUCUGUCGUCUACACUUUUGCCGGCCAAUACGUUGCAUCACCCGCUCUCGGCACUGCUGGUGCGCUCCUCAAGAAGGUCUGCUACGGCAUCGCCAUUCCCGGUCUCCUCGCCUCGCUCACCAUCUUCUCCCAUCUUGCCGGCAAGAACCUUUUCGUCCGCAUCCUCUCGGGCUCAUACCACCUCAACCACAGCACCAAGACGCACUGGAUCACCUGGCUUUCCUGCGUCCUGGGCUCCGUCCUCGUCGGUUACAUCAUUGCCUCGGCCAUUCCCAUUUUCGGCACCCUUAUUUCGCUCAUUGGCGCCCUCAUUUGCCCUCUCGUCUGUUUCUUCCCAUAUGCCUUCAUGUGGAUCCAUGACAACUGGCGCCUCUCAGACGUGCGCACCACCAAGCGCAGGAUGGGGCUUUAUCUCAACAUUCUUAUCAUCAUCCUCGCUGCUUUCCUCUUUGUCGCGGGCACGUACGGCGCGAUUGAGGAUCUCAUUUCCGUCACCAAGAAGCCGAUUGGUAAGCCUUGGGGCUGCUCGGACAACUCGGGCACGGUCAAGGACUGA